AUAAAUUCAACACGUACGUGACGCUGAAAGUGCAAAAUGUUAAGAGUACGACGGUGACCGUGAGGGGGGACCAGCCAUGCUGGGAGCAAGACUUCAUGUUCGAGAUCAGUCGGCUGGAUCUGGGGCUGAUCGUGGAGAUGUGGAACAAAGGCCUCAUCUGGGACACCUUGGUGGGGACGUUGUGGAUCCCUCUACGGACCAUCCGCCAGUCAGAUGAGGAGGGGCCCGGGGAGUGGUCGGCGCUGGAGGCCGAGGUGUUGAUGAAGGACGACGAGAUCUGCGGAACCAGGAACCCCACUGUCAAUAAGAUCUUGCUGGACACCAGGUUCGAGCUGCCUUUUGAUAUCCCUGAGGAAGAAGCCAGGUAUUGGACCAAGAAGCUGGAGCAGAUAAACAGCCUGGAGGAGGCCGGAGAGUAUUCCUUCACCGACGAUGCACCGAAGCCGCCUCUCGCCAUCGCCACGCCGCAGUGUUCCUUCGAAGAUCACGACAGCGCCGUGGACGACCGGGACAGCGAUUACCGUAGCGAAACCAGCAACAGCAUUCCACCACCCUACCACACCACCUCUCAGCCCAACGCCUCCGUCCACCAGUUCCCUGUGCAGCCGCGACUGCAGCAGCAAGGCGGUUCCCGAGAGUCCUGUGUAGACUCCAUGCAGAGCUACGACCUGGACUUUCGGGAGAGGAGGACCAUGAGGCGAUAUGAUAGCGUAGAUUCCACUGCAAAUGGACGGCACGACCUAGAGUCUGCGUCUGAAUCUAGUCAGCUGACAAGCCGCCACUGUUCCUUAGAGAGCAGGCAUUCUCUAGAUCUGUCUGAUAGUCCUGCCGGGAGUAGCCGGUAUGGCUCCUCCGGUAAUGUUAGCCAGGGGAGCUCGCAGCUGAGCGAAUCUGACCAAUACCACGAAAGCCUUCACUCUCUGGACCUGGAGGAAGAGCGCCAAGAUCCCAGUUAUGCUUUCCGUCCCUCCCCCAAACAGAGGAAAACUGACCAGGAAUGGUUCAAUGACCGUGACGCCGACAGGACGCAGCCUCAGGGAACCGAAACACAGCCAGAAAAGGUCACGCCCAAACCACCCCAAGAGCUAGAGAAACCCAAAGAUAUCUUGGUGGAGAGGCGGCAAAGCUAUCCGGAAGAUGUAGGACCUCCUCCGUUCUCUCCGGCCAGGGCUCGCUGGCUUCGGGUUAUUAAUAAAGUGCGGGUACAGAUUAAUGAGACCCAGGACGAUGGAGACCCAUCCAAACCACCAUGGUUUAAAGGCGGUCCUGGUGGCGGCUUGUUUGGCAUUGACAGCAUGCCGGAUCUUCGCAAGAAGAAGCCGAUCCCGUUGGUCAGUGAUUUGUCCCUGGUCCAGUCCCGCAAGGUCGGCAUCACCUCCUCGAUGGCCACUCGCACUUCCCUCAAGGACGAAGACCUGAAGUCACAUGUGUACAGGAAAACCCUGCAAGCCUUAAUCUACCCCAUUUCCUGCACGACGCCCCACAACUUCGAGAUCUGGACCGCCACCACCCCCACCUAUUGCUAUGAGUGCGAGGGUCUGCUGUGGGGGAUUGCGCGGCAGGGGAUGCGCUGCAGCGAGUGCGGGGUCAAAUGUCACGAGAAGUGCCAAGACUUGCUGAAUGCCGACUGCCUGCAGAGAGCGGCAGAGAAGAGCUCAAAGCAUGGGGCGGAGGACCGCACGCAGAACAUCAUCAUGGCCAUGAAGGAUCGCAUGAAGAUCCGGGAGAGGAACAAGCCAGAGAUAUUCGACCUGAUCCGGGACGUGUUCACCGUCACCAAAGUGAUCCACGCCCAGCAGAUGAAGACUGUGAAGCAGAGCGUGCUGGACGGCACCUCAAAGUGGUCAGCCAAGAUCACCAUCACCGUCCUCUGCGCUCAGGGUCUGCAAGCCAAGGACAAGACCGGCUCCAGCGACCCCUACGUCACUGUGCAAGUCGGCAAAACCAAAAAGAGGACGAAAACCAUCUAUGGCAACCUGAACCCCGUGUGGGAGGAGAAAUUCCACUUCGAGUGUCAUAACUCCUCCGACCGGAUCAAGGUUCGCGUCUGGGACGAGGACGACGAUAUCAAGUCUCGGGUGAAGCAGAGGCUGAAGAGGGAAUCGGACGACUUUUUGGGGCAGACGAUUAUUGAAGUGCGGACGCUGAGCGGGGAGAUGGACGUGUGGUAUAAUCUGGAGAAAAGAACGGACAAGUCCGCCGUCUCGGGGGCCAUCCGCCUACAGAUCAGCGUGGAGAUAAAGGGAGAAGAGAAAGUGGCCCCGUACCACGUUCAGUACACGUGUCUCCAUGAGAACCUCUUCCAUCACCUGACGGACAUUCAGGGCAGCGGGGUGGUGAAGAUCCCGGAGGCGAAGGGAGACGACGCCUGGAAGGUUUACUACGAUGAGACCGCGCAGGAGAUCGUGGACGAGUUUGCAAUGCGUUAUGGGAUAGAAACCCCUGCUUUAAAUGGUCAUCACUACAUUGCUACGAGGCGGUGGCUGAACAUGUGCCCCGGCGUUCCUGCCGUCAUGAGCACCUUACUCGCCAACAUCAAUGCCUACUACGCUCACACAACUGCCUCCACCAACGUGUCCGCCUCUGACCGCUUCUCCGCAUCCAACUUUGGGAAAGAACGCUUUGUGAAGCUCCUGGAUCAGCUGCACAAUUCUCUGCGUAUCGAUCUCUCCAUGUACAGGAACAAUUUUCCGGCCAGCAGCCCCGACAGACUGCAGGAUCUGAAGUCCACUGUGGAUCUGCUGACCAGCAUUACAUUCUUCCGGAUGAAGGUACAAGAACUGCAGAGCCCCCCGCGUGCCAGCCAGGUGGUGAGAGACUGCGUCAAGGCCUGUCUGAACUCCACCUAUGAAUACAUCUUCAACAACUGCCAUGAGCUGUACAGUCGCGAGUACCAGUCUGACCCGAACAAGAAGCAGGAUCUACCUCCCGAAGAGCAGGGGCCUUGUAUAAAGAACCUGGAUUUCUGGCCCAAGUUGAUCACGCUGAUUGUAUCGAUUAUCGAGGAGGAUAAGAACGCCUACACUCCCGUACUAAACCAGUUUCCUCAGGAGCUGAGUGUUGGAAAGGUCAGCGCGGAGGUUAUGUGGAACCUCUUCUCACAAGAUAUGAAGUACGCUAUGGAAGAGCAUGAGAAGCACCGGCUCUGCAAGAGUGCCGACUACAUGAACCUCCAUUUCAAGGUGAAGUGGCUUUACAAUGAGUAUGUCCAAGACCUGCCGGCCAUGAAGGACAAAGUGCCUGAAUAUCCUGCGUGGUUUGAGCAGUUCGUCAUGCAGUGGUUGGAUGAGAACGAGGAGGUCUCCCUGGAAUUCCUGCACGGGGCUCUGGAGCGUGACAAGAAAGAUGGGUUCCAGCAAACGUCGGAGCACGCCCUCUUCUCCUGCUCCGUGGUGGACGUGUUCACCCAACUCAAUCAGAGCUUUGAGAUCAUUAAGAAACUGGAGUGCCCAGACCCGGUCAUCGUGGCCCACUACAUGCGCAGGUUUGCCAAGACCAUCAGUAAAGUCUUGCUGCAGUACUCCGAAAUCCUCUCCAAAUCCUUCCAGUCGUACUGCUUCAAGGAGAAGCUGCCCUGCAUAUUGAUGAACAACGUCCAGCAGCUCCGGGUGCAGCUUGAGAAGAUGUUUGAAGCCAUGGGAGGAAAGGAGUUGGACACCGAGGCCAGCGACACGCUGAAGGAGCUCCAGGUGAAGCUGAACAAUGUGCUGCAUCGUAUAUUAACUGUAUAUGGCUUCCAGUUCCGGAUAGACGAAUGUAUUAAGCAGAUGUCGGAGAUUCUCAGUCACGUGAAGAGCACCGGCAAUGUGGCAGCUAACGCCAGGAACACGGUGGCACAGGACGCCGACAAUGUUCUGCGCCCCCUGAUGGACUUCCUGGAUGGCAACUUCCAGUUCCGGAUAGACGAAUGUAUUAAGCAGAUGUCGGAGAUUCUCAGUCACGUGAAGAGCACCGGCAAUGUGGCAGCUAACGCCAGGAACACGGUGGCACAGGACGCCGACAAUGUUCUGCGCCCCCUGAUGGACUUCCUGGAUGGCAACUGCAUUCACAUCACACCGAAACGUAGCUGUAUGAUUCCUGACUAUAACAUGUUCUCUUCUCUCCCCUCCCCGGGCUCUCAGGGGACUCAGUUGAUUUUCACUGCAGCAAAGGAACUGGGCCAGUUAUCAAAGCUGAAGGAUCACAUGGUUCGAGAAGAGACUCGGAGUCUGACCCCAAAGCAAUGUGCGGUCAUGGAUCUGGCUCUGGAUACGAUCAAGCAAUAUUUUCACGCUGGAGGAAACGGCCUGAAGAAGACGUUCCUGGAGAAGAGCCCGGAGCUGCAAUCUCUGCGCUACGCCCUCUCGCUCUAUACGCAGACCACAGACACGCUCAUCAAGACCUUUGUGCAAUCACAGACGGCGCAAGGCUCUGGUGUGGAUGAUCCAGUGGGAGAGGUGUCCAUACAGAUCGACCUGUUUACACAUCCAGGAACUGGCGAGCAGAAGGUGACUGUGAAGGUGGUCGCUGCGAAUGACCUCAAGUGGCAGACGACCGGCAUGUUCCGACCCUUUGUGGAGGCCACUGUGAUUGGACCUCACCUGAGCGACAAGAAGAGGAAGUUUACCACCAAGUCCAAGAGCAACAACUGGGCCCCUAAAUACAAUGAGACCUUCCACUUUAUUCUGGGCAAUGAGGACGGUCCGGAGUGUUACGAGCUUCAGGUCUGCGUGAAGGACUAUUGCUUCGCCCGAGAGGACCACGUACUGGGAAUCGCCAUCAUCCAGCUGCGUGACAUCGCGGACAAAGGCAGCUGCGCCUGCUGGUGCCCGCUGGGCCGCCGCAUCCACAUGGAUGAGACCGGACUCACCAUCCUGCGCAUCCUGUCCCAGCGGACCAACGACGAGGUGGCCCGGGAGUUUGUCAAACUGAAAUCGGAGAUCCGCUCUACCGAGGAGGGAAGCUGAGCCCUGAAUCCUCCUCUUCUAGGAUGUGCCAAUUAUACCGACCUUCGCCCGGCGGCCAGGACCCGAAGGGAAAAAGGCGAUAAGAGAGCAGAAUAUUUAUUUUUUUUGGUUCCAGACGCCGCAGACGACGCAUAGAGACUCUCGGGUGUCUUGUAAAUAAGAUAUUUAUAUAGAAAGGACUCUGUUGGCGUCUGUAUCGGCCUCCUCCUGUGCUCUUAAAGGUGUGAGCUUUCUGGAACAGGCUG
This is a messenger RNA of Nanorana parkeri, 5191 nucleotides long. RefSeq names its product protein unc-13 homolog B-like. Lineage: Eukaryota; Metazoa; Chordata; Amphibia; Anura; Dicroglossidae. The transcript has 40 exons. The record is from RefSeq and is a predicted model, not a curated record. Gene Ontology annotation, cellular component: plasma membrane; terminal bouton; presynaptic active zone cytoplasmic component. Gene Ontology annotation, biological process: synaptic vesicle maturation; neuromuscular junction development; presynaptic dense core vesicle exocytosis. The annotation marks the transcript as partial. Gene Ontology annotation, molecular function: syntaxin-1 binding; diacylglycerol binding; calmodulin binding.